Molecule: messenger RNA, 5068 nt
Organism: Vombatus ursinus (common wombat)
Lineage: Eukaryota; Metazoa; Chordata; Mammalia; Diprotodontia; Vombatidae
Gene: RRP15
Product: ribosomal RNA processing 15 homolog
Exons: 5
Coding region: 23-865 (280 amino acids)
Biological process (GO): maturation of LSU-rRNA; maturation of 5.8S rRNA
Cellular component (GO): preribosome, large subunit precursor
Source: RefSeq, a predicted model, not a curated record
GGAACUUCCGCUUGGGCAAAAAAUGGCGGCCACCCUUGUAGACUCACGUGUUGGCGUCGGGAAGAAGAAGAAAAAGUUACGGAAGAGGAAAAGGGUGAAGAUGAUGGAGGCGGCUUUGUCGUCGGAGUCGGAGCCGGAGCCAGAGCAGGGGGGAGACAGCCCUGGCGGCCGCCGCGGUUCUGUAGGAAGUUGGGAAGUUGCCAAAGACCAUUUUUCUUCUGAUGAAGCAAUUGAAGGUGAUAAUGAAGAUGAUACCAUAGCUUAUGACAAAGAAAAUGAAAGUGCAGCAGACUCUAAUGUUGGGACUAAUGCAGGCUGGGCAAAUGCCAUGGCUAAGAUUCUUAACAAAAAAACUCCUAAAAGUAAACCUACUAUCCUUAUCAAAAACAAAGAGCUGGAGAAGGAAAAAGAGAAAGAAAAACAAGAGAGACUGGAGAAAAGAAAACAGCUUGAUAAGAAGAGGGAAUGGGAAAUGAUGUGCAGAGUGAAGCCAGAUGUUGUCAAAGACAAAGAAGUAGAGAGAAAUCUUCAGAGAAUUGCUACGAGGGGUGUGGUGCAGUUAUUCAAUGCUGUUCGGAAGCACCAGAAGAAUGUUGAUGAAAAAAUGAAAGAAGUUGGAGGUUCUGUGAGAAAACGUGCAAAGUUGAUGUCAACUGUCACCAAGAAGGAUUUCAUUAGUGUUCUCAGAGGAGUGGACGAAAGCAAAGACAGCAAGAGUCCCACAGGCCAGAAUCCAAAAGAUAAACAGGCUAAAGGGAACUCAGAGCAGGGCUCAAGCUGGAAUAUAUUGCGUGAUGACUUUAUGAUGGGAGCAACAAUGAAAGACUGGGAUAAGGAGAGUGAUGGAGCAGAUAACACAGAAUGAAGCUGCAGAAGUGACUGACAAAUGACACCAUAGAGAAAUUGGAAUUCUUGAUAGAUUUAUUUUUCUGGAUAAAAGCCAUCUAAAUGAGUUUUGCAAUAUAAAGAUGGUAAUGCAGAUUCUGUUUAAAGAAAAACAACAGACUACCUUUAUUUUCACAAACUUCAAAAUUGUCCUUUCACUUAAUUUUUUCUUAGUCUUCAUCACAAUCCAAAACUAUUGUCCAAAACAGUUCUAAUUUUUAGCAUUUCCCCAAAACAUUUUAUAUAUCAAAAUAAAACUCUGCUUCUUGGUAUAUUUUGCCAAGUUCAUUACAAGUUUAAAUAUUAGUUGUGAGUCUUGGUCUGUUCUUGCAUUUCCAAAUUAAUAAUAUACCUAGAAAUGUUAUUAUCCACAGGUAAUGAAGAUGACCUAUAUUUAAUUUUUAACUAAUAUUUACUGCAUACAUUUUAUGCUUCCACAAGUUAGUAUGUGUGUGCUUAUUCUGAGUAAACGUCUUUUGUAUUUAGUAUCAUUUUUCUUUUAGAGGGAGUCAAGAAAAAUAUAGGUAAUAAAACAAAGUUAGAACUGUAGUUUUGGCUUUGAGUGAUUCAAUUUGAGAGCCAUGGAAAUUUAAUUAAAAAAAAAAUUACAGACCUGCAAGUCAGGGAUUCUUUUUCAUAUUAUUCUCUAGGUUUAUUUUAAACAUGAAAUCAUUUUGGAGAUAGGACUGCCGUUGUUUCUGUUCCCCCCCGCCCCAAAUCACAUGAUGUCUUGAAGAGUAGGUGAUUUUUUUUUGUUUGUUUGUGGGGGUUUUUUUGGAGGGGGGCAGUAUGCUGUUCUUUUUUUCUUACUCUGGUUUGGGUAAAGGAAGGAAAGAUUUGACUUAUAAGGUAUGUUGUAAAACUAGAAAUAUUGAUGUAAUUCACUGUAUAUAGUAACUGCAAAGAUUAGUAAUUUGGAUGAUAUUGACAUCAAAUAUUUAUCAAAGAUGGAAGAUAAGUUAGGAUUGAAUCUAUGUGGUUUAAAAAUAUUUAUGAAAUUGUCUUAUAGGCCAGUUUUUGUAUAGGCCAAACACAGGGCUAUACUAUGAUGAUAUUGAUGCUAAAUAAUUAAAAUUAAAGCUCACACCUUUCAUUUCUCUUAACAAACAGUAAAGUUCAAGAGUAUAAGUUACACUGAUUACUCUUUCGUACUAUUUUGCCUAACUUUUGUGCAAGAUUGUACUUUUGAAUGGUUUAUUUGAGAAUUUGUGAAGGUUUUGUUUACCAUCACAACCAGCUUUUAUAAAAAGAAAAGAAAUUAAAUCAGAGGAUUCAGGGUUCCUUAAUGAAAUAUGUAACAACUUUGGUCAAGUUAAAAUCCAUCCCAUUCUCUAUUAUUGCCCACUAAGAAUAGUUCCUUUAUUAUCCAUAACAUACUUGCAUCUGGUAUAUACUGUAGCAUACUCUUUCAAAAAAAAAAAAAAAACUCUUAAAGCUAAUAGCAGAAAUGUUUACAUUUUCAAGCUUAUUAGAGUGUUAAAGAUACUAGAUAUCUAAAGACACAUUAGCACAUGUCUUGAUAUUUAUUAUCAUAAAGUAAUAUACACACCCAGAAUAUCCAGGGCUAAACUUGGCAAAGCUCAAGAUGCCUUAAUCCUCACUUCUGAUCACUUAACAUCAUUAAAUUGUGGAACAGGUAUCUUGUUAGUAUAACAUAAGCAAAUAUACUGUCACUAUUAAUAUAACUAGAAUUCAAUAAGUAAAAUUAUGGAGUCCUAAUAGCAGUUAACAUGGCACAGUUAAUGGUGUGUCACUUUCCUUAUAGCACCCAGAACUUUAUGUUUUUGUUUUUUAAUUAGUCUUUUUAAGUUCUUGAAGUACAUGGUUUCUCUUAUGCUACUAAGCUCUUAAAGUAAGCAAGUAUUCUGUAGAAAAUAAUAUUAAUAUGCCAGAAGCUGGUCAGCUUUAAUUUCUUGUUCACCAAAAAGUUGUUUUGAAGGAAAAUGUCAAGAAGCUGUGGUUCUCUUUUUCAAAGUGUUAAGUAAUUGUGCAGCUCACCAGCAAGGGAGAGGAUCAUUUUUUGGAAAUUGUAUUCCUUCACAUUUGAAGCAGAUCUUAAUCCUUAGAAAUCUCCCCUAGAAGAGGGCAGAACAUGCUAUGGUGCUAGUUUUGUCUUAGGUUCUUAAUUGCUUUUUUAAAAGGAGAAUUGAUCUGCCACUUACACAUAAAGUAUACCAACUAAGUAAAAUAAGACAUCUCCUGGGUGGAACACACACACACCAAGUACAUGAACAGGUCUUACCUCAAAGACUGAAAGUUUUCUGCAUUUGUGUAGAUUGGUCAGAAGACUACCUGGUAUGAAAAUGAACCUAGCAAUGGAUGUCAUGAAAAAAAUGAAAAUAGAGCCAAAGGUUUUUUUAGCUAUUCCCAUCUGUAUCCAUGCCACAAAAUUGUAUUUACUAAGGAUUCGAAUUCAGUCAUUAAUCAUAGUGGUGGGGAGGGGGAAUGAAAUGGCUACAUUUCUUUUUUCAUAGGAAAUGCUUUAGUUACCUCUAAUGCUUUAGAUACCUUUUAUAAAUCCAUUUUUAUUGUCACACUUCAGUGGCAGAUUGUUACAAAUCAUUUAUUCAGCUGAAUAUCAUAAUGUUAGAACCACAUUUCUUUUUGUACUUGUUUAGUUCAGCUUGGUGGUAGAAGCUCAUUUAUUUUGUUGUUAUAAAACUUGAGGAAAUAACAACCAUAACUUUCAAGUUAUGCUUGUUUUCUUAUUCCUUUGCCUAUAUAUUUACAGGGAAGCAUUCUCAGCAUUGAGUGUCAGUUGAUUACUGUUAACUUAUUAAGCAAUAAUCUAGAAGUCUAAAUAGUAAUGCCUUUUUUGGACAUGAAAUAUGUUUCGAACAAGUCAUUUUGGCAAUCAUGUGGCAGAUUGUCCAGUUACACAUAUAGAGGCAGUGUGGCGUAGUGGAUAGCAGGCCGACUUUGGAAUCAGGAAGACCUGUGUUCAAGUUCUGUCUCUGGCACAUAGCUAGUUAUGUGACCUUGGACAAAUCACUUAACUUUUAGUGUCUCAGGCAUUUCUCUAAAACUUGAAGUUACAGAUAAAUUAAUUGCCCGGUUUCAUCAGUGGACAGAAUUUACAUAUUGGGAAAUCUCUAUACAGAUGAAUAUACGGGUCUUGGACUAGCUUUCUAAUUCCCUAUCAAAAAAAGACAAAAACUUGACAAAAUACAGUUGAAAUUACUGGAGUACUGAAUUUAGUUUCAAAUUCCUUACAUUACUACAUAAGUCCAAUGUUAAUAAAUUUUUUAACGAAAAAUAUAUUAGGAACAGCUUCGUUAGCAUGAAGCAGAACAUUAAAUAAAUCAGAAGGCACAUUGGUAGGUAGGGAGAUUUGAAGGUAAGGCUGUCCAUAAAGACAGCUAAUAUGUAGCCAUAUGUAUUUUCCUCCCUGUUUAUAUUAAUUUCUUUUUUGUAAAACUUUUCUUUCUAAAUAUCAGUACUAGUAAAUUUGUUGAAGUUUAGUUCCGUGUGCACUUGGGUUCUUUUAACUAAAACUUUGCUAUUUUGGAUCCCUGAUCAUCCUUUUGACUGAGCCACUCUUUGUGGAGAAAAAAGAACCAAUUUGCUUCACUUGUAAUUCCUUUCUGCACAGAAGAUAGACGGUCCAACCUAGGUAAGAGGUUUGGAAAUAAAAGCUUCAGUGAUAUACUCUUCUUCCAAAUCGUUUUCCAAAAAUUAAUGAGAAAGAUACAUAUAUAUAUGUAUGCAUACAUGCAUUUAUAUGUGUGUGUGUGUAUGUAUAAAAUUAAGAUCGCCAUCUAGAACCGUUAGUGGUAACUUAAAACAGUAUCUGUCCAUGAAAAGAGACCUCACAAAUAUAAAUUCAAAAUUUCAUAAAACACUGACCAGCCCUCAGAUUGGGUAUAACAAUUAACAUUUGUAAUGAACAAAAAUUAAAUCAAUUUAAAUUCUUUGUAAAUAUGUGCUAGAAAAUAAAUUCAGUGUUAAUGUUUCCUGCGUGUACAGCUAAGAUAUUAUCAUUUGCUGUAUUUGCAUCACUUAAACCUACUGAUAGGUCAUUGUUUCACAAAAUAUUUAGAAGUGGUUAUUUUUUGUUCCUUUAAAAUUGUCAUAUGUAUUUUGAUAAAUGAGCAAAUAUUUGAGGAUACAUAUUGCUGGAUUUUUGCCACAUUUGUUUUCAUCCUUUUAAAUGGCGAAUAUUAAAUAGGCUAUUUGGACAAUA